Entelurus aequoreus (snake pipefish) is the source of this 4290-nucleotide messenger RNA. It is a transcript of the gene pstpip2, whose product is annotated as proline-serine-threonine phosphatase interacting protein 2. NCBI's taxonomy places the organism in Eukaryota, Metazoa, Chordata, Actinopteri, Syngnathiformes, Syngnathidae. Gene Ontology annotation, cellular component: cytoplasm; actin filament; plasma membrane. Gene Ontology annotation, biological process: actin filament polymerization. The transcript has 13 exons. The record is from RefSeq and is a predicted model, not a curated record. Bases 59 to 1054 code for a protein of 331 amino acids. Gene Ontology annotation, molecular function: actin filament binding.
GGGGGCGUCCAUUGCAAAAGUGCACCCACACGGGCAACAAUUGUCAUUUCAUUUCGCUAUGAAAAUGCUUCAUUUUAAGGACUUCUUCUGGAGCUCCGACUUGACCUGCACGAGUGGUUAUGACGUCAUCAUCCAGUACCUUAAUGAUGGCAAGCGGACGUGCAAAGAAGUGGAGGAGUUCAUCAGGGCCAGGGCGUCCAUUGAGGAGAAAUACGCCAAAGAUCUGUUGGGUUUAUCCAAGAAGGUGUGUGGACAUAAUGAGAUGAACACAUUAAAACGAUCUCUGGACAUAUUCAAAUUACAGACGGAACAUGUGAGUCUGUCGCACUUACGUGUGGCAAACAGCAUGAGGGAGGAGGUCAAGAAAAUGGAGGAGUUCCGAGAGAAACAAAAAGAAGCGAGAAAGAAGUUGGAACAACAAAUGGAGGCUCUUCACAAGCACAAAAGUACUCAGCUCAAGAGAACUAUGGAGUCAAAGAGGACGUACGAGCAGAAGUGCAUCGAUAAAGAAGAAGCGGAACAGAAUGUGAACAGAGGCAGCAGCGGCACGAAGCACAUGGACAAGGUUUUGUUCAAGCUCUGCGCUAAAGCCCAGCAGGCCAAAGUGAAUGCAGAAGAAGCAGACAGGAUUUACCGUCAGAGUGUGAUGUCGCUGGCCAAGAUCAGAGAUCAUUGGCUGAAGGAACACAUCAAAGCCUGCGAGGUGUUUGAGAAGCAGGCCGCUGACCGCAUCAAUUUUAUAAGAAACACAAUAUGGACUCACCUCAAUUUGCUGUCUCAGCAGUGUGUGAGCACAGACGAGCUGAAUGAGGAUGUGAGGAAGUCGCUGGAAAGAUGUGACAUCCAGGAAGAUAUUGAACAUUUUGUCAAGCUGCGACGCACUGGGGACAAACCGCCAGCUCCAGUCUUGUAUGAGAACUUCUACAGUGGUCAGAGAGUUCCACCUCAGUUACCUCCACCUCUCAUCAGGGCGCACCCAUCAACCCAUCAAGGUAACAGAAAGAUGUUUUUUUUCCCCCCCUUGUACUUUAUCUUGACUUAUGCUAUCAGAUAAACGUGUGCUUUGUAUUGUAGCAGCAGACGUGCAAGACGAAGGCUACAGUGUUGUUCACUUUUGAAGAAAUGGGCUGCGCUGCAUUGGGCAAUACCACUUUCUCCUGAUCCAAUAUGGUAUGCUUGGAAGAGUUUAGUGUGGAAAAAGGUCCUCCAAGACCUUUGGGAUGAACUAAAGGGGCCGUGGCAAUCAUUCGGUACAACAGCUGUGAAAUUAGACACAUUUCCUUUCAUUUUAAUAGAACGGUGUCCCAAAAAGUUUGUACAUAUGGUGAUUUCAAUGAAUCUUGUUUAAAUAAAAAAUGCUUUAUUCAGGGCACGUUUGGCAAUUGACAAAUAGGGCUCAAAUGUUGAGUUGCCGAGCCACAGCCUCAAAAUGCUCUAGGAUUAGAGAGUAUAUGUAAAGAAGAGUGGACCUACAUCCUCUUCAGGCCGGCCCGGAGAUGCUGACCAAUCCUAUUCAACAUGAUUGAAAGUUUUUAAUACCAACAGUUCCUCAUGUGUUCCAUUAGUCUGCAGAUGUGGUCUGGGAGUUAGCAAGAUUGCUCUGAUUGGAUCAAGUUUAAAAUCAGUUGGAUGGUCCUCUCACCUUGAUAGGGCAAAGAGAAAUAGAGGGAAAUACUGGGUUGAGUCAUGCAUGGGAGCGAGAAGAGAGGCAAUGUUAUGUCAUAUUAUUAUUGGGUACUACCUUCUAAACUCAUGCGAGGGUUUUCAAGCUUCUUCUCCAGCAAAGAGUCUAGCAGCUUCCUCAGGUGUUUGAAGAUCACGCCGAUCCGCACAGGGGCCUUGAAACCAAAUGUGGUCGUAAAUAAAGGAUUCCCUCAGAAAUGACAGCUGACAUUACAGCACAUCACAGGAGUCCCCGUGUAACAUGCAAAUACGCCCUCUAGUGGCUAACAGCAGCAAAGGGAUGUAUUAUUGUCAGUAUAAUCAAUGCUAGUUUUAAUCUUCUUACACCAACAUUUCUGAAGUUUUUGUACAUAAAAAAAGCUAACCUAUAACAAAAGAGACGCACAUUUCUUUAUUCUUGGAGUUCUAAUACAAUGAACGAUAUAAAAACAUUUGAGCUGAAUGUUGACUAAUACAUAACAGCAUAUCGUAGCAGUCUAUGUGAAAAGUAUCUUUAAAGGUUCCAUUAGAGCCAUAAAACAUGCAGUCUCAACACAACCACAAUGUAAACCUUAAUCCCAUUUACAAUGUGUUCUGAUUUUGUCUUAAUAAUUCAAAUCUGUUCCAGGGUCAAACUGCCGACAUAAAUUGUACAAGCAAAUGCAGAAAUAAGUUAGUCUUACUCAAAAAUGCGCUAACCCUUAAAGGAGAACGACACUUGUUUUUUGUAGUUUUGCCCAUCAUGAACAACCCUUUGUUAGACAAUAACGCACUUUGUUCCUUUUUUAUGCAUUCUAAAUAUUGAAAAACUGCUAGUGAGAGAUGGCUAACAAUGCAGGUAAUUGAGGCUGAGAUCUAGUCCUCCUAUAAAGCCCUCUAAAAUCCAUCCAAAUACAGUUUUAUAAACAUGUUGUAAGUAUGUAUGUAAUGUAGUAACAGGCACAUUUAAUGAUAACAUGUAAUAUUAACAGUAUUUUGCUCAUUUCAAGCUUUACUGUGACUUCUUCCCUGGGUGCAUUUAUAUCACAGAGCGCAUAAAGUAGGUAGCAUUUUUAUGCAACAUGGAGAUCACUUUCUGUUUAUGCUACCACUUAUAACAGACUUUGUGAGAGCCUUGGAGGGUUAUCAUGUAGCACUAUAGCUAAACGCUUCAAAUAAGUACAUAAUAUAAGCGUGACUUACAAUGCCCGCUUUCACUGGGAUGGCGACUGAUGGAAUGGUUGUAUCUUUCAGCACAUUGGGCUCUCCUUCAGCUGCUAAAUUCAGAAUGACCCUCACUUCUCAAAUAAAAAACGCUCCCUAGCAAUGGUUUUAUGCUGUGUUCCAUUAGUUUAGAGACAAGCUGAGAACCAUACAGAAUCAAGUUGGUAGCGUGUGGAUUUUCAAAGUUGAUCAACUUCUCGGCUUGGUGCCACAAACUUCUCGUGUACGUGUGAGAUGCAUGAUUUAUAAUGUAGCAUUAACCCUUCUAAACUCAAAAGCAAUGCAGAAGCUGCUCAAGCUUCUUUUUCUUUAUUUUAUGGUAGGUUGUAACGUAGCCAAUAUUUAUUAGCAGCUCGAGCUAGCUAGUAGCUGGCUACUCGCUAGUGGUCGUAGGCGCAGUCUCAGGAAGGUGAUGUGUGCAAGAAAAGUAGUUCCUAGGUGUUAGUUCUUACAAUAGUAAUGUCACUAUAGCUUGGUUAAUAUGCAGGUCACGGUGUGUAAAUUGAAAAAUGUUGGUGUUUUUUUUAAAAGCGCUUUAUAAGCGGAGUGGAUGACAUCAAAAUACCUGCGUUGUUAGUUGCCUUGUACUAGCGUUUUUUUAAUAUUUAGAAUGGACAGAAAAGAGAAAGUGUGUUCUUAUCUUACAUAAGGAUCGUGAAGAUGGGCAAAACUCUAAAAAAGGGGCAGUUUUUAUUAACCUACAGCACUCCCUCAUGCCUGUUACCUGGAAAUGCAUCCAUCCGUCCAGCGUAAUAAGUCGCUCUCGGUGCUGAACAUCAAUGUCGCCUCCAAACAGCAGCAUUGGGAACGGAGAUAUCAAAGUGGUGUCUCGUAGGUAGAUCUUGGUGUACUUCACCUUUAACAUGAUUUACUUUGAUUACUUCAUGAGAACUUGACCUUUAUUUGAUUUACUUGGAAAACUUAAUGAUAUAAGUACAAUAAAUGCGGUGAAGAACAUGCUCAAACCUUCUCCUGGUAGAGCAGCCAUCCGUGCGUCUGCAGGUUGCGGUUGACGGACGAAGGAUGGACCUGGGCCUUGCCCUGCGGGGUCUCCGCCGAACAAGCCACCCGCUCCAAAACGUCCACGGAGGCAGUGCAGAGGAUCCGCGCCACGCUGUCGUACAGGCCGGCGGUCAGAACAGAACCCAGCACGGAAAGCAUCUGCUUGGAGGCGGCGGGGGGCACGGCGCGCGAGGAGACGGGCCCGCGGAAUGAGCAGAAGCCCGCUUGCUCCAUCAUCCUCAUCAGGUCGUGCUUCACGUCCUGCGUGAACACAAGAGAGCAGACCUGCUCACUGGACACUUCAUUACGUACAAUAGCACAAAAAAAAAGUAUUUUAAAUUGGUGUUAUUUCAAUUCAAAAUAUGUUAUAUUUUUGUUGUAAUUAUGAGAAGAUUAAAAUGAAUUUUCAAAACAAAUGUCAGA